UUGUGUGGUUUGUAAGUAAGACUGCCAAAGAUUUUGUUUUUCGUUGUUACCAAAUUUGUAUCGAUAAAACUUUAUCAUAAAUUAAUCGUCGUUUCAUGUUUAAAUGUUAUUGACAGUUAUUUAUUUGACUGAAGUCGUUGUUGAUACCGGAAGUGCGAAGAGUGAAUGAAACAAAAUGUCUGCCCCCUAGAAGCAACACAUGUACUGACAACAACAUAUCAACGGAAUAUCACAAGACUUCUUAAAAGAUGAAGGUUAAAAGAGGAAAGCAUGCACGUCGUAUUCUGACGUUCUACAAGGGGAACUUCGGAUUUGAACCGCCCUACAAGAUUCUGGUUGAUGGCACAUUUUGUAAAGCGGCUCUCUCUUUCAAAGUUAACAUAGCGGAACAGGUUCCAAAGUAUUUUGAAUCUGAAGUGAAACUCAUCACAUCAGCAUGUGUAAUGGCUGAAUGUGAAUUGUUUGGGAGCGUCCUGUAUGGACCCCUCAAGGUGUUGCGCCAGUACGAAGUCGCCAAGUGCGGCCAUAAGAAGCCUGUCUCAGCUUCUCAUUGUCUCAAGUCCCUCAUCAGGAAGCGGAACAAACUCAAGUACAUGCUUGCUACUCAGGACCCAGAUUUGACAGAGCUGUCACGGACAAAGCCGGGCAUCCCACUGCUGUACAUUGCUCACAACACCGUCACUAUAGAAGCUCCAUCAGAGGCCUCCAAGGAAAAGGCUGCCAAUGUCAUAGCUGAAAAACUUGGCCCAACAGAAUAUGAACACAAUGUGUUAACAAAGUUAAAACUUGAAGAGUUUGGGGAACAGGAGAAGAAGAAAAAGAAGAAGAAGAUGAAGGGACCGAAUCCCUUGUCUUGUAAAUCUAAGAAACUUAAAGCUGGUCUUCAUACGCCAAUAAAAGAAAAGAAACUUCGAAGAAAAAGGAAGCGUGUUAAAGUUGCUGAACAUAUCAGGGAACACUUCAAGCAGCAAAUCCUGACCUCUUGACCUCCUGACCUUAUUUCACAGACAUUGCAGAGUGGAACUCCUGACUCGGUGAACAGCUGAUUGGUGGUUAUAUCUUCUUGCCAAAUACAUACCCCAAACCCGUGAAGAUCCCGGAUAGAAUAGGUCUUCAGCAACCCAUGCUUGUCAUAAAAGGCGACUAUGCUGUCGUAAGAGGCGACUGACUGGAUCGGGUGGUCAGGCUCGCUGACUUGGUUG
This is a messenger RNA of Haliotis rufescens (red abalone), 1202 nucleotides long. Its product is annotated as rRNA-processing protein UTP23 homolog. Lineage: Eukaryota; Metazoa; Mollusca; Gastropoda; Lepetellida; Haliotidae. The coding region runs from base 249 to 986 and encodes 245 amino acids. Gene Ontology annotation, molecular function: small ribosomal subunit rRNA binding. Gene Ontology annotation, cellular component: nucleolus; small-subunit processome. The record is from RefSeq and is a predicted model, not a curated record. The transcript has 4 exons.